CGUCGUUAUCUUUUUCUUUCUGUAUAAAAGGCGAGUUUCCUAUAUAUUGCUCUCGAUUUCCGGGGAAAUCUCGAGAAAAGUUUUUCAGUCUCCCCUAGAAAAUUCUUGGGAACACGAGUUUCUUGCGUCUGUGACUCUGUGCUAACUUUCCUCCCGGAAUUUUGUUCCGAAACAAGGGCCAGAAGCAUUCCGUUCACGCUAUAAACAUCUCUUCCCAUCUUUUGAGGUAAUCUUUUUGGAUUCGGCGUCCAAAUAAAGUUCAAGGAAGUUUCGGUUUCUGUUUUCUCGCAUUUUCUCUCGUUUUCGUGGAAACCUUGUUUGCCGCUGCUUUCCCAAGUCCCAAAGCGUUUCUGGUUUCCGGGGUUUGGAAAAAUCCCUUGCUGACCUAUCAGAGUUGGUCUUGAUUUUGGCUUUGUUAGUUCGUAUUUAGGGUUUCACUUCGGAUUUUUCUUCGUGGAAUAGGCUGGGGGUAGAAUUAGGCGUGUAAGCAGAGAUGAGUAGUCACGUAGUGGUAUACGUCAAUGGGCUGGUACGGCCGGUGCCGUUGUCUCCGGUUCAUGCGGAGGUUGAAAAUGCGAGAUCCGAUGCGGCGGGGCCGUCGGGUUCUGUGGCGGAGGCGGAGGAGGAGAACAGAAGGAUUGAUAUUUCCGACGGGGAAGCGGAUGAGGAGCCGCUCAUUGGCUUCGCCGAGUGCCGUAUUUGUCGGGAGGAGUGCUCCAUCAAAAAUCUCGAGAGCCCCUGUGCUUGCAGUGGCAGUCUAAAGUAUGCUCACAGAAAGUGUAUUCAGCAUUGGUGCAACGAGAAGGGCAACAUUAUAUGCGAGAUCUGUCAUCAGCCUUACCAACCUGGGUAUUCUGCUCCACCUCCUCCACUCCAUACUGAAGAAACCACCGUCAACAUUGGUGGAGGAUGGACAAUCUCAGGUUUGGAUCUGCAUAAUCAUCGUCUCUUGGCCAUCGCAGAAGCUGAACAUCUGUUUUUGGAUUCAGAAUGUGAUGAUUAUACGGCUCCAAAUGCCAGUGGAGCUGCAUUCUUCCGUUCCGUAGCUCUAAUAUUGAUGGCCCUUCUUCUCUUACGACAUGCCCUGACCAUAACAGAUGACCCAGAUGGAGAAGAUGAUUCAUCCUCAAUAUUCUCUCUUUUCUUGCUCCGAGCUGCCGGUUUUCUCCUUCCAUGCUAUAUCAUGGCUCGGGCCAUCAUCAUCCUCCAGCGCCGAAGACAAAGACAGGACCUAGAGGUGUUGGCAACACAGUUUGCGUUGGUGAUGCGGUCGGGACAAGGUAGAGCCGUGCAUUUCAGGAUAGGACCUGGACCAGCACCACCUUCCAUGGCUACUGCAAAUGCCGCCACCACCUCCACUUCACAACACCAACAUGAAGAAGAGCCCGUUUGACUGACUCGUUUUGGUCCUUAAUUAGCAUGGCCUCCUGAAUCAGCUUACGACUCAGCAAAGGUACAAACAAUGUGAAUGGAUUUGCUCGGUAAAUUGGGAAAGAAGAACAGAGUUUCUGGCUUUUCGUUCAUUGAAAGAUUUUUAAAACAGCUGGGAUGAUCUUUAAUCUUCUUUGAAAUGAUUUCUUUCAAAAAAAAAAUUGUUCUUGGUUUCCACUAUAUAUACUGAGUUGUGUGUGUGUAUACACAACUCAUAUACACUUCCUUAAAUAAGCUUCCUUGUAUUUCCAACAUAAUAAUAGACAUUAUUGGGUUGUACAGUGAUUUCUUUUAAUGCCCUCCAUGAAUCUUUUUUUUUUUUGUGUGUGUGUUUGGAAUGCAGAUGCAUUAGCCUUGAGAUCAUUUACUAUAGUAUAGCUUUUUUUUUUUACAUUUUGAUCAACUAUAACCAUUUUAAUUAUGAAUAAAAUUUGUUUUUAUAAGAGAAUACAAGGGUCAUAUCAAAUGUGUGUGUGUAUGUAUACACGUCAUUUUCACUUGAAGGAUAUAAUUAUAUAAAUUUUAAAAGAAUGAAAGAGAAGAAUAAAUUUGCCCUUCCACAUGGUUUACCCUUUGGAUGGUUUAUCUGUGCUACGUGGUUUGUUCCACAUAGUUUGCAGGCUAUUACAUGAAAUCAGAGGGUUUAUCACUGCACCCGAAAGACUGUGGUUGGGUUUCCACCGUUACCCAAAAAAAAAAGAAUAAAUUUGGUUUUACCCUAAAUUGGACGUCAAAUGGUAUCCUUACCUUAGUUACGCGACAUCUUAAAGAGUUGCAUAUCUCGCUCAUCUACGAGGUCCUCCGACACAAUAUAUACAAUGGGCUUUGUAUUGGGCCACAUGAAGGCCUAUAUAACAUGGGCUUAGGAUCCACUUGUUUUUUGGCCUUUUUUCACAAAUUCCGGAUUUCUUGUUAAAUGCAUCGGAUUCGGAAUCGGAUAUUCAUAUUGGAACUUCUAGGGUUUCUGUUAUCGUCCUUCAUAAAUAGCAAGCCGCGGUUGCGGCCGAGAAGGCAAAGGAGUGUCGACGCCAUGGGUCGAAGACCAGCUAGAUGCUACCGCCAGAUCAAGGGUAAGCCCUACCCGAAAUCACGGUACUGCCGUGGUGUUCCUGAUGCAAAGAUCAGGAUCUAUGAUGUCGGUAUGAAGAGGAAAGGUGUCGACGAAUUCCCCUUCUGUGUCCAUUUGGUUUCAUGGGAGAAGGAAAAUGUUUCGAGCGAAGCCUUGGAAGCUGCCCGUAUUGCUUGCAACAAGUACAUGGUCAAGUCUGCCGGAAAGGAUGCUUUCCAUCUGCGUGUUAGGGUUCACCCUUUCCAUGUGCUCAGGAUCAACAAGAUGCUUUCGUGUGCCGGAGCUGAUAGGCUCCAGACCGGUAUGAGGGGUGCCUUUGGAAAACCACAGGGCACUUGCGCCAGGGUGGC
This is a messenger RNA of Tarenaya hassleriana, 2850 nucleotides long. RefSeq lists its product as uncharacterized. The record is from RefSeq and is a predicted model, not a curated record. The transcript has 8 exons. Bases 494 to 1393 code for a protein of 299 amino acids. Gene Ontology annotation, cellular component: membrane. Lineage: Eukaryota; Viridiplantae; Streptophyta; Magnoliopsida; Brassicales; Cleomaceae. Gene Ontology annotation, molecular function: ubiquitin-protein transferase activity; zinc ion binding. Gene Ontology annotation, biological process: protein ubiquitination.